Nicotiana attenuata is the source of this 636-nucleotide messenger RNA. RefSeq lists its product as uncharacterized. The transcript has a single exon. The record is from RefSeq and is a predicted model, not a curated record. NCBI's taxonomy places the organism in Eukaryota, Viridiplantae, Streptophyta, Magnoliopsida, Solanales, Solanaceae. The coding region runs from base 1 to 636 and encodes 211 amino acids.
AUGGUUCAGAAAAUAAUCAAAGCAAAGAGCUAUAUAGAAGAAGCAGGAAUCAGCAUGAAGGAAGUAAUAGAAUGGAACUACUUCUCUAUCCAGAAGUGGUAUAAUAGCAUGCGAGGGCAAUAUCAAAAGGUAUCAUGGAGGGGACUAACAUGCAACAAUCUAGGAGCUCCAAAGUGGAUCUUUGUUCUGAGUUUAGCUAUACAAAAUAGGCUACUUACAAGAAGCAGACUACACAUAUGGGAGAUUGCAGAUGAAGUAAGUUGUCCUUUAUGUACUGAAGCAGAAGAGACUAUUGAACAUUUGUUGUUUAACUGUCGAAUUACUGGAGAAAUAUGGAGCAAGCUACUACAAUGGCAAGGAAUAAAUAGAGCUCCGAUGGAAUGGCAAAGAGAGAUACAAUGGGCUGAAAGCAAUGCAACUGGAAACAAUGCAGCAGCUCAAGUCUAUAGAUUGACUCUGGCAUGUGCAGUGUACAACAUAUGGAAUGAAAGGAACAACAGAAUAUUCCAAGAUCAGAAGAAAACAGUGGAAAUGAUAGUGAGGCAAAUUGUUCUAGAGGUAGCAAUCAGAGGAUCGAUGAAUAGUAAGACAGAAAAGAGAAUAGCAGAAAUAGAUACUUACUGUAAAGGAGGAUAG